ACGAUUUUUCAAUGAUAGAUGCGAUUUAAACUUUGACCAGUUCGUUUUCCAAAUUCUGAUUCUCCUGGAACAGACAGGGACUGUAGAGAACAACCAAGCAAUGAAAUCAGAUUUGCCUUUACUCGUUCAACUGUAACGUGAUUUAGGUAACAGAUAAUUUAAAAGUAUACAGAAUGGAAGAUAUACAUAGAAAAAGUGAACUUGUGCAUAUACUUGGUAUGCCAACACACAUUCUGAAGUAUGGAACUAUAGGACAGUCAGGAGUUAUAUUUCUCAUUAUACCAGGAAAUCCUGGUAUAGCUGAGUAUUAUGAUGAGUUUAUGAGAGUUCUCUAUCAGAAUAGUAAAUAUACCAUCCCAGUCUGGACUAUUUCUCAUGCAGGACAUGUGUCAAUACCAAAAUCUGCAGAUAACUUAGCUAUAGAAAAAGCAUCAUACAGUGUCUGCUCAUUGGAAGGACAAAUCAAACACAAGCUUACAUUUAUAAAAGACAACAUUCCAACAAAUGUAAAACUUGUUCUGAUUGGUCAUUCCAUUGGAUGUUAUAUGAUUUUAAAACUAUUAGAUGAUCUUGAUCACCAGGUUUUACGAUGUUUCAUGUUGUUUCCAACAAUAGAAAGAAUGGCGGAAUCACCAAAAGGACAAGUGGCGACACCUUUACUCAAAUAUUUAAGAUGGCUAGGAGCAUUAAUUGUGCAAGGACUCUCAUAUCUUUCACCACAUAUGCAAUUUAGGUUGAUUUUAUGGUAUUUCCGAGGCAAGACUGUUCCAGAUUGUAUUUAUAAUGCCUCUAUGUCCUUAUUCGAUUCAUUUUGUGUUAGCAAUGUUAUGUACAUGGCAAACAUGGAAAUGCAGAAAGUGAAAAAACUUGAUGAAGAUUUGAUUAAGAGACAUUUGUCGAAAAUUAGUUUUUAUUAUGGUUCUGACGAUCACUGGUGUCCAAAGUCUUAUUAUUAUGAAUUCAAAAAGAAAUUUCCACAUGCAGACACUCGUUUAUGUACAGAUGAUCAUGACCAUGCAUUUGUUUUGGAAGGAAGUCAACAAAUGGCAGAUAUUCUUUCAUCAUGGGUUGAAAGAGACCUGCAUAAAAUAAUUGAUUGAUUUUAAGGUCUAAGAUAUCUAAUUUAUCUACAGAUGUAUAAAUGUGAUAUGAAAAAUCAGUACAAGAUAUUCUUAAUAAUAUUAUUAUUUGUGAUUGAUUUUAAGAUUAUUCAUAUUUGCAAUAGAACUAGAGAAUUUUACCAAGUCAUGUAUUUAGAAAUUUCGUGAUUGGGUAGUAAACAUUAUUAUAAAAGUAUAUAAGAAUUUUUAAACUAAUCUUGAACCAAAAUGCUAGUAUUAUCUAUUAUUUUUUUUAUAAUUUUACAAUAAAUCUAAGAAAAAUU
Messenger RNA from Mytilus californianus (California mussel), 1384 nucleotides. Its product is annotated as lipid droplet-associated hydrolase-like. The transcript has 4 exons. Gene Ontology annotation, cellular component: lipid droplet. Gene Ontology annotation, biological process: lipid storage. The record is from RefSeq and is a predicted model, not a curated record. Gene Ontology annotation, molecular function: lipase activity. Lineage: Eukaryota; Metazoa; Mollusca; Bivalvia; Mytilida; Mytilidae. The coding region runs from base 174 to 1100 and encodes 308 amino acids.